Lachancea nothofagi CBS 11611 is the source of this 756-nucleotide messenger RNA. The record is from the annotation of a GenBank genome assembly. Lineage: Eukaryota; Fungi; Ascomycota; Saccharomycetes; Saccharomycetales; Saccharomycetaceae.
AUGAGUACAGUUUUGCAGCUGCUGACGAAUUACUACGAAGCUGUUAUUGAGAGUGAUAGGAUAUAUCACGAGAAUGUCAAUGGUGGUCGGUUAAAGUUUGACAGCGGCGAUGUGGUGCAGAAAGACUCGAUGCUAGUCAAAGAAACAAUAAGUUUACGGCGGCAAAUUGCGCAGCUAGCCACCGAGUGCAACCUGCUAAAACAGGAGAACGAGAAACACAAGCAAUUGCACAAAACUCAAUUAGCAUUACUCGAGUCCAAACUUGAGAAUGCUCGGAAGCUUGCACCUAAGCCAAAAUGUACUACACCCGACAAUGGAGAAGAACACCGGAAAGAAGUACACCUGCUAAGCCCUAUCAACAAGAAAUCGCACGAGAUGGUUCUCGAACAUGGCAGAGUCAGCAAACUUAGCGGAGCCACUAAGAUGUCGCCUGCUAGCCAGAAUGAAGGAUUGCGCAAUGCUAUCAGUAAGAACAAGCCUACGCUUUUUGAUGACGAUACGAACGAAUUCGCAGAAAACUCUCACGAGGCUUCUUUUUUGACGUCCAUCAAAGAUAAGAACAAACUGGCUAACAUAGUGCUUCCGAAAGAAAGUAUAGCGUCUUCAAGUGAUGCAGAAGAUGAUAAUAAUGUGAACGAUGAUAACGAACGACACGAUGCUAAUAAAAACCGCGAAACUUCACGGGCCACACAAAAAAAACGGAGGCUUAUAAAAAAGAGAAUACAAAGAGCUGACACUGAUAGUGAAAGCACUUAG